ACCUGCAUCACAAAGGUGGGAGUAGAGACACCUAAGUAAAAAAGAAAAAUGGAGCUAGAUAAUGUGUUCUUGUACACAGCUUUGGCAGUAGGAGCAGUAACCAUUUAUAGUGUGCUAAAGAGAGUAAAUGAUUGGUAUUACUCAUUCAAAUUUAGUUCAAAGGAAUAUAAUGUGCCUCCUGGUGACAUGGGCUGGCCAUUCAUUGGUAACAUGCUUUUUUUCUUCAGAAGUUUCAAAUUAGGUGGUGAUCUUGGCACAUUUAUAGCUUACUUUGUUACUAGGUUCGGGGCAGGAGGGAUGUACAAGUCGUUCAUGUUCGGAGUGCCAAGCGUUAUCAUAUCAACGCCUGAAAUAGUAAGGAAAGUGUUGAUGGAUGAUGAUAAUUUCGACCUGGGAUUUCCACAGUAUCUGAGGGACAUAUUGGGACAAGAACCAGUUGGUGGAACAACAAUCCAAGAAGACAAGCUUAUUCGUCGAUUAACAGCUCCAAUAAAGAACCACAUAUCGUUGUCUUCCUACUUCGAUUGUAUUAAAAAGAUCGCGAAGAGUUCAUUCGAAAAAUGGGCUGAGAUGGGAGAACCUGUUGACUUAUUUUCUGAAAUGAAAAGGCCUGCAUUUGAUGUGCUUAUGCAAGUACUUAUAGAUGGUGAUAAAGUUGAUCCAAAAUUGCUUGACAUUGUUUUUAACCAAAAUAGUUAUCGAUUUCGUGGGCUUCAUGCCUUGCCUUUCAAUAUCCCUGGAUUUGCUUACAAUAAGGCACUCAACGCUCGAAGGGAAAUAGUGAAGGUAUAUGAAGAGAUAAUAAAUCAAAGGAAAGUUAUGAUAGCAAAGACUAAAGGACAGCCAAGGAGCAACUUAUUGGAAACCAUGUUAGACACUCAAGAUGAUGAUAAUGGUGAAGGGAAAACCAAAUUACGCGAUGGAAACAUCGUUAAAACAUUACUUUGGUAUACAUUUGGUGGUUAUGAAUCUGUUGCUCGAGUUGCUACCAAGGCAAUUAUGCAUUUGGAAAGAAAUCCUGAAUUCUAUCAGAAAGCAAAGGAGGAACAAGAGGAAAUAGUUAAGAGAAGAUCAUCGCCAAAUGAUGGCCUAAAUUUUGAGGAGAUUGCACAAAUGAAGUAUCUUGCUAAAGUAAUUAAUGAAACACUGCGUAUGGGUAGCACAGAGACAGUAUUGUUUAGAGAGGCAAACACAACUGUAAACAUAAACGGGUACAGCGUACCUAAGGGGUGGAAGUUUUUGACAUUGUUAGGGAAGUUUCAUAUGGACCCCAAGGUUUAUGUGAAACCUAAGGAAUUUAAUCCUUCAAGAUGGGAUGAUUUGGACAAGCCACCUUCAUUUCUUCCCUUUGGUAUAGGCCCUAAAAUGUGCCCAGGAGCCAAUUUGGUCAGACUUGAGGUUUCAGUAUUUCUUCAUUACUAUAUUCUUUAUUAUAGGAUUGAACAAAUUAGUUCGAAGAGCGAAAUGGAAACUUGUAUUGCGAGAAUUAAGAAGCUCUCAACAUCAUACGAAUGACAAUUUCAGCGUUUAAUUUUUCGGAAUUUUCCAUUUGUAUUUGCUCUUUAUAUUAUCUGGAUCCUGAAUAAAUGGCCCUUUUAAUUUAGUUGCAAUUUAUGAUCAUUUGUAAUCUUCAAAA
Capsicum annuum is the source of this 1636-nucleotide messenger RNA. RefSeq names its product beta-amyrin 11-oxidase. The coding region runs from base 49 to 1515 and encodes 488 amino acids. The transcript is spliced from 7 exons. NCBI's taxonomy places the organism in Eukaryota, Viridiplantae, Streptophyta, Magnoliopsida, Solanales, Solanaceae. Gene Ontology annotation, molecular function: iron ion binding; heme binding; ent-kaurenoic acid monooxygenase activity. The record is from RefSeq and is a predicted model, not a curated record. Gene Ontology annotation, cellular component: endoplasmic reticulum. Gene Ontology annotation, biological process: brassinosteroid homeostasis; multicellular organism development; sterol metabolic process.